This is a messenger RNA of Oppia nitens, 1477 nucleotides long. RefSeq names its product histone deacetylase 3-like (gene HDAC3). Lineage: Eukaryota; Metazoa; Arthropoda; Arachnida; Sarcoptiformes; Oppiidae. Bases 159 to 1433 code for a protein of 424 amino acids. The transcript has a single exon. Gene Ontology annotation, molecular function: histone deacetylase activity. The record is from RefSeq and is a predicted model, not a curated record.
AAUGGUAUGUCAUAAGUGGUGACAUCUUUUUGUUUAAUAAAUUCAUAAAAUGUAUGAUAUUUUUGGUGAGCUAUUCAUGUCUUCAAUGGUAUAGUUUUUGUUGACCACAACUGAUCCAAUCGGCUUAAGAAUACAUAUAUAACAGUAGACAUAUAAAAAUGGGCGGAAACUCGCGAGUGGUUUACUUCUACGAUCCCGAAGUUGGUAACUUCCACUACGGUCCGGGACACCCGAUGAAACCGCAAAGACUGGCCGUCACUCACUCACUUGUCCUCAACUAUGGUCUCUACAAGAAAAUGCAAGUCUAUAAGCCAUAUCGGGCCACAUAUCACGAUAUGUGUCGGUUCCACACUGAAGAGUACAUCUCAUUCCUCAAUCAAGUGACGCCCUCAACGGUUACUGAGUUCACCAAAUACUUAUCGAGUUUCAAUGUGGGUGACGACUGUCCAGUAUUUGAGGGUCUCUAUGAUUUCUGUUCCCGAUAUACCGGUGCCAGUCUUCAGGGCGCAGCUAUGCUUAACAAUAAUCAAUGCGAUAUAGCCAUCAAUUGGUCCGGUGGUCUUCAUCACGCAAAAAAGUUUGAGGCCAGCGGUUUUUGCUAUGUUAAUGACAUUGUCAUUGCAAUACUGGAACUACUCAAACAUCACGCGAGGGUUCUCUACAUCGACAUUGAUAUACAUCACGGCGAUGGAGUUCAAGAGGCCUUCUACCUGACUGACCGAGUGAUGACCGUUUCAUUUCACAAAUAUGGAAACUAUUUUUUUCCCGGAACGGGUGAUAUGUAUGAAACGGGUCUCGAAAGUGGACGAUAUUAUAGUGUGAAUGUACCGCUAAAAGAAGGCAUUGAUGACAAUUCAUAUGCAUUUGUCUUUAAGCCGGUCAUUACAGAAGUAAUCAACUGUUUUCAACCAUCAGCUAUAGUAUUACAAUGUGGAGCCGAUUCGCUGGCCAGCGACCGAUUGGGUUGUUUUAAUCUAUCAUUUAAAGGUCACGGAGAGUGUGUUAAAUUUGUUAAGGACUUAAACAUACCAUUGCUUGUAUUAGGCGGUGGGGGCUAUACUUUACGUAACGUCGCCCGCUGUUGGACUUAUGAGACGAGUCUUCUUGUCGACGAAAAUAUCAGUAAUGAGAUCCCAUAUAUGGAGUAUUUUGAAUAUUUUGCGCCAGAGUUUACUCUGUUGUCCGAUAAGGGCGGUAAUGAUAACCCGCACAAUGCCAAUACCCGCACCUAUUUAGAGAAUAUUGUUAAGUAUGCGUCGGAAAACCUAAGGAAUAUACAACACGCGCCGUCCGUUCAAAUGCAUUACACGCCUCCCGAUUGGUUUGAUGGCACCGAAACCAAUGAUGGACAACAAUUGAGUGAACGAGAAGCAGAUAAUGAGUUUUACGACACCAAAGAUGAACUCAAACCUAAAGAAGAAAGUGAUAAAUAAUUAUUUCAAUAUUAUGCGGUGUCACUCAUGUUUAACAUUAUUUU